This is a messenger RNA of Notechis scutatus (mainland tiger snake), 2487 nucleotides long. It is a transcript of the gene ATP1B1, whose product is annotated as ATPase Na+/K+ transporting subunit beta 1. NCBI's taxonomy places the organism in Eukaryota, Metazoa, Chordata, Lepidosauria, Squamata, Elapidae. Gene Ontology annotation, molecular function: ATPase activator activity. The record is from RefSeq and is a predicted model, not a curated record. Gene Ontology annotation, cellular component: sodium:potassium-exchanging ATPase complex. Gene Ontology annotation, biological process: sodium ion export across plasma membrane; intracellular sodium ion homeostasis; intracellular potassium ion homeostasis.
AGGGCACAGAGCUAAUUUCUGUCCCUGGGCCGAGCCCCGUUUCUUUCUCUCCCCCCCCACCCUUGGCUUCUUCUCACACGGACACGCUCGCUUGCUCCCUUUUCCUCUCUGCUGCCUCCUCGCCACCCGCUUUCCUUGUCUUCCCGGUUUUGGGAAGAGCGUCCAUCCGUCGAAAGGAUACCUGAGCUACAAGCACAUACAUCUCUCUUCCUCUCUCCUGACAAGGAUUUAUUUAUUCAGAGGUUCGGAAGGUGGGAAGCUAAACCCGGCACACAAAAGACCUUUCGCUUUGCCUCCCGAGCGGCUGCCGGCAGUUCAAGCAGCUGCCAACAUCUGUACCCUGGAUUAGUGGCGAGCGCCGAGCGAUCUCGGAGGGCAAGGGCGUCUUGCGACCCCUCACACACACACACACACACACACACACCCCACUCCCUGCACAGGCAGGCGAAGGAAGCUCCUGAUUCAUGGCUCGCGGGAAAGCCAAGGACGGGGAUGGCAACUGGAAGAAAUUCAUCUGGAACUCGGAGAAGAAGGAAUUUUUAGGGAGGACCGGCGGCAGUUGGUUUAAGAUCCUCCUCUUCUACGUGAUCUUCUAUGGCUGCCUGGCAGGCAUCUUCAUUGGGACCAUUCAAGUCAUGCUGCUCACUGUCAGUGAAUUCCAGCCCAAGUAUCAGGACCGAGUAGCACCCCCAGGAUUGACAAAUCUUCCCCGAGCCAGUAAAAUGGAGAUUUCUUUCAACCCUUCUGAUCCAAAAUCAUACAGUCCACAUGUAACCCAAAUAGAAAAUUUAUUAAAGCAUUAUGAGAGUGCUAAUCAGCAAGACAUCAAUUUUGAGAAUUGUGGCAAUGAACCUUCUCCUCCCAGAGACAGAGGACCUUUCGACGGCUCUCAAGGUGUUUUGCCAUCUUGCAAGUUCUUUCGCAGUUGGCUGGGAAAUUGCUCAGGCAUAGACGAUCCUAAUUUUGGUUAUGAAGAUGGAAAACCAUGUAUCGUCAUCAAACUCAACAGAGUCCUGGGUUACAUACCUAAGCUUCCACAAAAUGAUACCAUCUCACCUGAGCUGCUGGCAAAAUAUAAUCCCAAUGUCCUUCCCAUUCAUUGCACUGCUAAGAAACCAGAAGAUUUGAACAAAAUUGGCCCUGUGGAAUACUAUGGUUUUGGUGGCUUUGCUGGCUUUCCUCUACAAUACUACCCAUAUUAUGGCAAGCUCAUUCAGCCAAAAUACCUUCAACCCCUUGUAGCAGUACAGUUCACUAAUCUGACUACUGAUAUGGAGCUGCGUAUCGAGUGCAAGGCCUAUGGUCAAAAUAUUGGCUACAGUGACAAAGAUCGUUUCCAGGGACGUUUUGAUAUGAAAAUGCUGAUAAAAAGCAGCUGAUCACAAGCAGUUUGUUUUUUGUUUUUUCCUCUUAGCCAUUUAAAAAGUAUAAAAAGAGACAAAACUACUAGUCUUGAACAAAACUCAUACAUAUGGGACCUACACAUAAUCUGUAUGCUUUACACUAGCUUUCUGCAUUUAAAUAGAUUAGAAUGUAAACCUAAAAGUGUAGCAAUAGUGACAGAUAUUUAUUCUAUUGUAAAUGAUGAAAAACAGAAUUGAGCCUUGGGAUACGCCCAUUUCUACUGUAAAUUAUGAUUCCAUAACUGACUUGUAGUAAGCAGUGUUUCUGCCCCCUAAGUAUUGCUGCCAUGUGAAUUUUAUUUAGUGUACAGUACUUUAGGUGCAUUAUUCUGGUCAUUUUUCAAGCCAUGUAUUGUACUGUUUUCUACUUUCUGUGAGCACAGAUUUGCUGCACAAGGUGUAAAUACUCAGUGGGAUUAAAACUGGCACAGUACUUUUUUUCAUUUUUUAAAGAUUUUUUUUUAUCCUGCCUUUUUUUUCAUAUACAACUCAAGGCAGCAAACAUACCUAAUACUCCUUGCUCCUAUUUUCCCCACAACAACAUCCCUAUGAUAUGAAUUGGAUUGAGAGUACGACUGACCCAGUCACCCUUCCAGUUUUCAUGCCUAAAGUGGGACUAGAACUCACAGCCCUCUGACUUCUAGAUCAAAACCUUAACAUCAAACAGGCUCUUUUGUUUUGAAAAGCUAAAGGCCCAUCUGCGAUUAUUCAGUAGCACUCCAUGAAGCCUCCCCCAACUUCUAUUCCUUAGUAGUUACUAAAUUUAGUGUGGUGGCAGGGAAAAAUUACUUUAUCUUUGUAACAAAGCUAUGGAGAAUAAGUGAUUAUGUACUGUGCUUUGUAGCAAUUGGUGUCUUUUUCUUUCUCUUUCAUCCUAUGUUUUAAAAUUGUGUGUAGACCUAUGUCAGCCUAUCAAUUUCACUAGUGAUAGGAAUAAUUAUUUUGCUUUGUAUAUUCUCUUCUUUUCCUGUGAGAAGCAUCACAUGCUGUGGUGCUGUCUUUAUUGAAUGUUUUAACCAUUUUCAUGGUGAAAGAAUUUUAUAUUUAUGCAGUUGUACAAUUUUUUUUUUCUGCAAGAAAAAGG